UUUUAAGGAUUUUUGCAUGGCUUCAUUGUUUGGUUAAAGUAUUGUGUUUACAUAACAUAUUUUGGCAAAUAAAUUAGCUUCAUAAGCCUAUAUUGAGACUUCUGACUUGCCACACCAGACUACUUUUCUACGGUUAAACAACCACAACAAACAAGGAUACUGUAUUGUGCCAUCUUCACACCUAGCUAGCACUACUAGCAGGCAACCAAAACAUCCAGAGAUGGACAGUGAAGUUCAAAGAGAUGGAAGGGUUCUUGACCUUACAGAUGAUGCUUGGAGGGAAGACCGUCUACCUUAUGAAGAUGUCACUAUCCCAUUGAGUGAACUGCCUGAAGCUGAGCAAGAUAAUGGAGGAUCAACAGAGUCUGUGAAAGAACAAGAAAUGAAGUGGUCAGAUUUGGCUCUACAGAGUCUGCAUGAGAAUACACCUAACACUGGGACUUAGCUACUCCGUGAAUGGAUGCGGUGCCCAAUCCAAUGUACCUGUGGUUGAACUCGUCUGUAAUUUCCUCUAGUCUGGUCAAAAGAAAAUCAUUGUGGUAUUCUCAUUCAUGUAAAAGGACCCCCCCCCCCCUCCCCCCAACCCACAAUUUGUCUUGCAGAUUAAUAACAACCUGGAGUGAAGCAUCCUUGGACUAUUUUUAGAUUUUCUUAUUGGCCCGACAGAAAUAGAUAGUCUGAAAACUGAGUAUAUGCAAUGAAGCAAAAAUAAACAAUUUCAUAU
Messenger RNA from Salmo salar (Atlantic salmon), 724 nucleotides. RefSeq names its product anaphase promoting complex subunit 13 (gene anapc13). Lineage: Eukaryota; Metazoa; Chordata; Actinopteri; Salmoniformes; Salmonidae. Gene Ontology annotation, cellular component: anaphase-promoting complex. The record is from RefSeq and is marked provisional. Gene Ontology annotation, biological process: protein K11-linked ubiquitination.